GCGUAAAGAGUUCUGGGAACUUCCGGAACUAUGCGACGUGUCGUGUUCAGUUGCUGGGGCUGAGAGUUGAAAGAAUCGUGAGUGCAUAGUAAAGGGGGUGGACAGUGAAGUGGAUCUGUCGGUAUACACUUUGUGCGAAAAUGGCACCAAAAGGCAAUAGCAAACAGCAGUCAGAAGAAGACUUACUGCUGCAGGAUUUCAGCAGGAAUCUAUCAGCAAAGUCAACGGCACUUUUCUACGGCAAUGCGCUAAUCGUGUCCGCCAUUCCCAUUUGGCUUUUUUGGAGGAUAUGGCACAUGGACCUGGUGCAGUCUGCAGUUUUGUACAGUGUCAUGACACUUGUCAGUACCUAUUUAGUUGCAUUUGCCUACAAAAAUGUUAAAUUUGUUCUAAAGCACAAAGUGGCUCAGAAACGCGAAGAUGCAGUUUCUAAAGAAGUCACUCGUAAGUUGUCAGAGGCUGAUAGCAGGAAGAUGUCCCGCAAAGAAAAAGAUGAAAGAAUCCUGUGGAAGAAGAAUGAGGUAGCAGAUUAUGAAGCUACGACUUUCUCCAUCUUCUAUAAUAAUACACUGUUCCUGGUGUUGGUGAUUAUUGCAUCAUUUUUCCUGCUGAAGAAUUUCAAUCCAACAGUAAAUUACAUCUUGUCUAUCAGUGCUUCUUCUGGACUGAUUGCAUUGUUGUCUACAGGAUCCAAAUAAUUUCAUUCUUACCAAUACAUUAAAAAAAAAUUUUUUUGUUACUGUUCCAUUUGUGAAUAAAAACGAUACAUUUA
Erpetoichthys calabaricus (reedfish) is the source of this 772-nucleotide messenger RNA. RefSeq names its product signal sequence receptor, gamma (gene ssr3). The record is from RefSeq and is a predicted model, not a curated record. Lineage: Eukaryota; Metazoa; Chordata; Cladistia; Polypteriformes; Polypteridae. The coding region runs from base 141 to 698 and encodes 185 amino acids. Gene Ontology annotation, biological process: SRP-dependent cotranslational protein targeting to membrane. The transcript has 5 exons. Gene Ontology annotation, cellular component: membrane; endoplasmic reticulum.